AUGGGAAUCAGCAGUGCUGGGGAAGCUCAGAAAUCACCUAAGAAGCGCCGUGACAAAGGCCCCGCUACUUGCUCUGCUGCUGAUUCCGGAGCCUCAAACAGCGAACAGAAGGAAGGGCGGCCGGUCUCUGCAUUCUGCGUAGCCGCCGUAGAGUCAGACGCGGCUGGGAGGAACAGCAAAGUGGCAGCUCGAUUGCUUUCUCGCAACAGAAGUUUGGACUCCGAGGAGCUCUCAGAAUAUCUGUGGAGAUCGAACAAAACCAUCGCCAAAUGUGCAGCUUCCAACAAUGCGAUAUUAGAGGUAUAUAGCCUACCAAAUGGGACGUCUUUGGACGCAGGAUGUGGUUGCUUCGUUGCACCUUUCACAGAAACGGAAGCAGGCGUUGCAACCUUCAUCGUUGCAGGUGCAGCAGCAGGCGAAGUUGUGGCCCUCAGGCCUCACAAGAGGAGCAGCGGCACCGAUUCACAGGCGGCGCUUCCCCUACCAACCACAGCGUUGAAGAUCGCUGCGCGCGCCGAGGUUGGGGGCCAUUUACUGAUGCUGCUGCCAUUGCGCACGAUGCAGAAAGAGCAGGAGUACGAUGAUGAGCAGGAACAGAAGUUAUUGCAGCGGCACCCGGAUGCUAUACUCGCCAUUAGUUUGGUGCUGCCGAAGGAGUUACAAAGCAACGGCGUCACCGAGAAACAGCCAGUCCUUCUAUGCUCGUUGCUUGAGCCGAAGACAUUGGAGGAGCAGAUGCUGUCUCGCCUGCUGCUGCCGACAGCAGCAGCUGCGGCUGCUGCUGCAGGCUCGCUGCAGAUCGAAGCAGUGCAGCUGCAGUCUACAACAAAAAUUUAUUCAGGUGUAGGGGAUUUGUCACGGGUGCUUCUUGUGGUUGCUGUACCAGGGGUGGGUGUUUUCUACGGCUCCUUGGCCGUGAAGGGUGCAUUGUUCGACGGAAAAGGCAACAGUAGCGGCAGCUGCCUGAACAGCAGCAGUGAAGAUGCGCCUGUGCUACAAGAGCUCUGUUUGGGCGGCCAAGCCCCGCGUUCCAUAAGCUGUUUGCAGGCAACAUCUAGUUCAGCAGGAACCACAGCUGCUGCUGCCGAGCCCGUGCUGCUUGUGGAUUCAGUCCAAGGAGAGCUGCUUGCUUUUGGUUUUGACGGCGUUUUUGAAGGCCGUCUUCGCUGCCUGAAACGCAGCCGGCGUUUACUGCCUCUAGCACAAGCAGCGCCUAAAGGAAUAAAGAAAGCGACAAUAGCAGGUGGCAGUAUCCUGCUGUCUUCUGCCUGCUGUUUAGAGUGGUCUGCAGUAACAGCAAUAGAAACAGCCCAAGAGACGGGAGUUGGUGCUCUAUGGUACCAGUCGAUGUGGCACCAGCAGCAGCCGCAGCGCCAGCAGCCUCUUUCACUGCUAUGGGCCUGUGAGGGGAAAUCGUUUAUUACACGCUGCUCUUCACCAGCGCCUGCAUUGGCGCAAGCUGUCGCAGCCGGAAUAUCGAGCAACGUUAUUGUUGGCCAGCACCGGCAACUCAUACAGCAGCAGCUGCGUCAAAUUUUCGACCAGCAGCAACAGAAGAUAGUGGAGCAGCUGCUGCAGCUGCCCAGACAGCCUUUGAGCCCAGAGGCCCUGCAGAAGAGCUUUGGUCUCUUCAUAAAAUCUCCAGAGACGAGGCGGCUGAUGGAGGAGGCGAUCUGCCUGUUACUACAUGCGCAGAUAUUGGCUCCUCACCGCACUGUUGUGGAGCUGCUGAUACAGUUCGAGUUAGAAACGGCUGCGGCUUGCGCUUGCUGUUGUCCGUCCUUGCGGGAGGAAAAUGCGGCGUUGCUUGUGCAGUGGAGACCCCAGCUGCUGCGAGUGCUGCUGCGCCAUGCGCAGCACUUUCAGGCCUCAUUACUGGCGGAAAGCCUGCUGCAUUUACAGACGCAACAGAAGCAAAAACAGAACAUGCAGCGGAAUGUCGCAGAGUCGCUGUUGAGACAAUUGGUUGAUUGGUUGCAGCAACAAUACUGCAAAGACGUGGGACCAGAGCAGCAGUCGGAGGGUUUUUCGCAACAGCAGCUAGAACGAAAACAGCAAGAGGAGCCGCCACUGCCGCUGGCUGUUUUGCUUGACCUUGCACGUGGAUUCAUUGACGCAUUUCUCCCUCAACAAGUCGAGCUGCUGCUGCAGCAGUUCAGCAGGCAGGAGGAGCAGAAGCUAGAAGGAAAAAUUGUGGCUGUUCUGAACUCCAGAUUAACACCUCAAGAGCUAGCAAUUGGCCUUGGUGAUGAAGAAUUUGACCUGCAAGCGGUGUUGGCAGGAGUUCGUUCACUGCGGUACGCUAGAACAAAGGAGAUUCAGUAUAGGGGGCUCAACUGGCCUUCGAACUGCAACCCCGAAGAGGGUGCAGCCGAAGAGGCGGCUACACCGCAUUCGUAG
Eimeria tenella is the source of this 2400-nucleotide messenger RNA. RefSeq lists its product as uncharacterized. The transcript is spliced from 11 exons. The record is from RefSeq and is a predicted model, not a curated record. NCBI's taxonomy places the organism in Eukaryota, Apicomplexa, Conoidasida, Eucoccidiorida, Eimeriidae. Bases 1 to 2400 code for a protein of 799 amino acids.